UCCCACAAUAUACUUCUGUUGCUGUAAGAACAUUAACUGUUCUACUGUGUAGUUAAUGUUAAUGCUCCCAUGCCUUUCGAUGCUCUGCAGGACAGUCAUUAUUAUUUUAUUUUAUUCAGAGAACUCAGUGCCUCUGAUCCCCACUGGAGGGCACUAUCUAUCCACCAACAGCCAGCCCAGAACCAGGAGCCCCCAGGAGAUUGCAGUAUCACCGCACCCCACACGGAGGCACUCUAAUGGCACAGCGCGGCCCCCACAACGCCACAGACACAGAGGGACAGAGGACUCCAUCCUCUUUGGGGUUGUAGGAAUGAGAUGAAUAUAAUUGGUUUCAAAUCAAACCAAUUAUAAAUGACACAACACCUUCAGACUAAUAUAAUCUGUCAGAAUGUACUAAGACAAGAGCAGCAGGUCUGGAGGUGUUUUAUUCCUUGUUGAAGUCAUAAACAGUCAGUUGUUGUGAGGCAGUUUUAGAAGUGAGGCACUGUACCUAUUGACAAAUAAUCUAUCUGUCUGCUCUGUCUCUGUCUCUCUGUUUGUCUUCAUCAGGAUGAAAGCAGCUCCUCUGACCACAGUGACUUGGAUAGCUCUGUCAUCCCUCUGCCGGCUGUCUGCCCACGCCUACCUGCAGCCCCCAAUCCACAGAAUGUACCCACAGUCAGGAAACAAGCUCUUCUGUUCCUGAAACCAGAUAUGCUGUGGCACCCUCUGUCUUCGGCAAGGAGGAGUAGUGCCAAGGCCCGUCUCACUCAACUAAGACUGAGAUGGUUAGCAGAGUGUCGUUGUCCUCCAGUAGGGGUUUCUCUCUGAGGAAGACUGAGGACGACCCCCGACCUUCCAUGCCGCCCCAGAACCACCACAGCACUCAGCAGCUUUACAGAGAGAGCAGCAGGUCAUAGAGCCCCACAGUGGCCGACGCGAUGACCCACGACCUUCCACACCACCCCAGACCCACCACAGCACUCAGCAGGCGGCCCAGCGUUACAACCAGGCCUAUGGCCUCCUGCCUCGAAUUUCACUGCAGAAAGAAGGCGCUGUGAAACACCAUUACACCUGGCGACCGUGGCAGCUUGCACUGUGCCCGGUCCGCACUACUUAAUAUAGUGUCUGGAGGAGUUGGACUCGAGUGUGAACCUGUUGGGUGAUGGACCCUGUUCGGCCUGCUGUCAGCCUGCCCCCUACUGGACAGCCACUCCCUGCCGGCCUGCAGCCUCAUAGCCUGCUACCAGUAGCCAUACAGCCUCAUACUGGCCAGCGCCUUUGCAGAUAAACAGCAACACUGCAUUGUACUGGCCAGUACCCUGGCAGGAACAGGGCAUCUGAAGUCAGUGAAUCUGUCCCAUAACGCCCUGUGCUCUAUGGGCUUUGAGCUGGUCCUGAAGACUCUGCCUCUCCAAUGUCUCACUCAACUCGAUCUGUCUGCCAUCCGCUGUGGAACCGCUGACCACCCUCCUUCAAAACUUCUCAAACACACACACACACAAAUGCACACACAUACACACACACACACACACACACAAAUUCAAAUACAGUUAUUCUAUUGUGUACUUUCACAUUAAUUAAGCAUUGUUUGUCUAAAGAAAUGCAUAAACUAUCACAGGAUCUACAGUAAGUAUUUACUUAGUAGAGGAAAUUUGUCCAGGAAGGUACACGAUAAAGACUGCAAAUCUAAGAAAUGGAUCAGUAAAUUAUGAGGAGCUUUUAAUAGAAUUUGUUGAAACAAUUGUUUGCGUUUCUGGUCUGAGGCAGGCGCCUUGCAAGUUGAGAAAACAUUUCACAGUUUGAAAAGGAAGUUUGUCAUCCGCUUAUCUGCUGCACAACUUUGCCUUUGGUAUUCAAGCUAAGAAACGUGUUGAUAUGGUAAUUAGGAUACAAUGGUUGUAUCUUAAUUGUAUAUUUGACUUAAUGGGGAGCUAUGGCAAGAUGAUAUUUAGAGGAGCAAAUGUAGUUGUCACACCCUGAUCUGUUUCACCUGUCUUUGUGAUUGUCUCCAUUAUCCCCUGUGUAUUUUAUACUUGUGUUCUCUGUUUGUCUGUUGCCAGUUCGUCUUGUUUGUCAAGUCAACCAAUGUUUUUUGUCUCAUGUCCUGCUUUUCCCAGUCUCUUUUUCUCGCCCUCCUAGUUUUGACCCUUGCCUGUCCUGACUCUGGGCCCUCCUGCCUGACCACUCCACUUGACCCUGCCUGUCGUCCUGUACGUUUGCCCCUCCUCUGGUUUACUGACCCCUGCUUGCCUUUGACCUGGCUAUUGCCUGCCCCUGUUGGAUUAUUAAACCAUUGUUAAUUCGGCAUUGUCUGCAUCUGGGUCUACCUGAUAGUAGUGAUGGCUCCUCUGUAAGUAAGAUUCAUGUCAACUAGUAAUGUUUAAACUGAGAACUCAACACUGACAUAUUGGGUGAUAGUACUAUGUCUAACUGCCUGGUUAAGGGCAUACCAUGAGAUCUGGGAUUUGAUUGGUCCCUUGCUGAAAAUGGAAAAGGAGUCACAGAGAACAUGGUUCUCGUUGGUUCCUUUGUGUGUUCCACAGGAUGACUGCUCCCUGACCCACCUGAAUCUGGCGGGAAAUGGACUGAUGGACAGCAGCAUUUCCACCCUCGCCAGGUGUCUGCCUCGCUGUCCCUCCAUGGUGUCUGUGGACCUGGCAUGGAACCCAGCGGUGACCUCAGUGGGACUCCACAGCAUCCUCUCCAACCGGCGAGCUUUGACCUAUCUCAACCUCCAAGGUUGUCAGGUAGCCGGACCCUGGGACAGCUCUAGUUUGGACGACUUGUCACACCAGGUCCAGGACCUGUGGCUGUGCUCCCAGGUGCUCAACAAACUGGACUGCAAGGCGCUGCAGCAGAUCUGGGGCCAGAGGAGGCCCGGGGGCUGCUUCCUCUCCAGGGAUGCCAAGUGCCUGCUCACUACUGCCCCUUCACUGUGAGGAAGACUCCUUCAGUUUUCACACC
Oncorhynchus masou masou (cherry salmon) is the source of this 2946-nucleotide messenger RNA. Its product is annotated as tonsoku-like protein. NCBI's taxonomy places the organism in Eukaryota, Metazoa, Chordata, Actinopteri, Salmoniformes, Salmonidae. Gene Ontology annotation, biological process: replication fork processing; double-strand break repair via homologous recombination. The transcript is spliced from 8 exons. Gene Ontology annotation, molecular function: protein binding. The record is from RefSeq and is a predicted model, not a curated record. Bases 2469 to 2921 code for a protein of 150 amino acids. Gene Ontology annotation, cellular component: nuclear replication fork.